CACUUUUUCUACCUCUUCGGGUUGGAGAAUUCCCUUCAGAAUGACUUUGGAAACAAAAAGGCUCGUGAGGAGAGAGUAGCAGCCAAAGUGCAAGCUGUGAGCGCAGGACAAAGUCCGCUUUACUGAGUCAUUUAACUCUCCUCCCCCUCGUCCUCCCCUAUGAAGCCGUCUAAUGUUACACCCCGUGUGAGGCUCUACCUGCCCAGGUGAGCUGCAGUGUUUUCGGUGAACGUUGCCAGUGAAUCUACGUUUGCUAAACUUGGUGUCUCCAUUGGUGUUCGUCCAGUCUGUGCUGAGCCACUCAAACCAUUUGUGAUAUCAAAGACACCUCACUAAGCUUCACAUCUACCUGCAGCUGUGCUCCCAGACUGAGGUGUCAGGUCGGAUCCAGCUGCUGACAGAUCUGCGCUGCUGAUGUGCUCCUCACCAGAACUUGAAGGACUUCCAUAGUCUCCCCCACCGUGGACAUUACAGUGGACAGCCUGACGUUGCAAUGGCCGAAGCAUCACCACCGACUCUUUCUCCAUCUGACUGCCUGCCAGAGCCUCCCCCUCCUGACCUGUGUGCCUCGUGUGGCCACAGACACCUGCUGGAGGAAAACCAUGAAUACGAUUACAAAGAUGAGGUGGACGAUGAUCUCACAUGCCACAUCUGCCUGCAGCCGCUGAUCAGGCCCCUGGACACACCCUGUGGACACACCUACUGCCAGGAGUGUCUCACCAGCUUUCUGCUGGAGAGCGACUUCUGCCCUGUGUGUCGAAUGCCCCUCAUGCUGCAGAGCUGCAGGAAGCCCAGCCUGCUGGUGCACAAGCUGCUGGACAAGCUGAUGGUGGCUUGUCCGUUCACCGAUCACUGUACAGACAUGAUGCAGCGCAGUCAGCUCGAAGAUCACAUCAAGAGCAGGUGUAAAGGAGCCUCUCACUAUGGGCUCUCCACGGACAGGAAGCGACGCUCACAGGAGGGCGAAUGCACCGACAGCACUUCAGAACUCACCAUUGCCACUCUGCCCAGUGACAGCCCCACAUCUGCCACUGUGGCCCUCUUGUCAGACGAGCCUGGUCUGGUCAAUCCUGCCUUUGACCCCAACAUGGAGGACAACAGCCAGUCAGGCAGCAUGACUAGCCUGGCCACCCGCAGCAGUGCCAAGAAGAGUGAGUUCAGAAAUUUUGACCGUUCCUCAGUGAGGAGCCGAUCCUUCAGGAGGUUGAAUCGGGCUCUCAGUGUCCUGCGGAGGACCAAGAGCGGCAGCGCAGUCAACAAUGACACCAGCGAGGACAGAGACAAUGCCAGAAACGCCACUGUGCCACCAGAAGUGCUGGCUCUUCCACAGCUCCAUCACCUGAUCCCAGAUGGUGAAGUUACCAGCAUUAAGAUCACUCGGGUGGAUCCCUCAGACCCAUUGGCCAUCAGCAUUGUUGGGGGUAAUGAAACGCCCUUGGUUCGCAUCCUCAUUCAAGACAUCUAUACAGAAGGCAUUAUUGCACGUGAUGGACGUUUGCUGCCUGGGGACAUGAUCCUCAAGGUAAAUGGUAUUGAUAUCAGCAAUGUACCACACUGCUAUGCCACAGCAGUCCUCAAACAGCCUUGCCAACUACUACGACUAACCGUGCUCAGAGAACAACACCAUCGCUACCGGUCACAUGGCUCAUAUGGCUAUGGGCAUGGUUAUGACAUUGCUGCAGGCCACCCGUCUCAUGGUGCACCUCAACAUCCUUUGAGGGAUGAUAGCGUCCAUGUGGUGCUGAAUAAAAGCACUCCAGAUGAGCAGUUGGGCAUUAAGCUGGUGAGGCGGCCAGACGAGCACGGAGUCUAUGUAUUUCACCUGCUGGAGGGAGGCCUGGCUGCACGUGAUGGACAGUUGUGUAUUGGUGACCGUGUCCUGGCUAUCAAUGGCCAUGAUCUACGUUACGGGGCACCAGAACAUGCCGCUCUACUUAUCCAGGCAAGCGUGGAAGUUGUCCACUUCAUAGUGUCUCGUCAGAUCUGCCUGCCAACCCCAGAUAUCUUACAAGAAGCUCCAUGGGGCAUGGAUGGUCCUCCACCGUAUUCCCCUGUGGACAUGGAGCAGACACUACUGGACUCCUGUCAGAAGCCUGCGUGCUACGAGAAGACCGUUACCCUGACGAAGGAGCCGUACGACUCACUGGGUAUGACAGUGGCAGGAGGAAUGUCCAGCCGAAGUUGGGACCUCCCCAUCUAUGUCACUAAUGUAGACCCCAAUGGAGUGGUGGGACAGGAGGGGUCCAUCCGCAAAGGUGACAUUCUCCUAAACGUGAACGGGGUGGAUUUGACAGGUGUGACGCGAAGCGAAGCAGUGGCCAACUUGAAGAACACCUCCUCUCCAGUCAUGCUCAAGGUCUUGGAGAUGCGUCAUCCGGAGGAAAGCCUCCCAGAGUGCGCCAUGCAGCCAUGCCUCACGCCAUCACUCCCGGACAGCACAAAGAGCCCGCUGUCGAAUGACGAUUACUCCCCAAUGUGGGUUUCAUGGCUGCAGCUACCAAGGCACCUCUACUGCUGCAAAGACAUUGUGCUGCGACGGAGCACUUCAGGCAGCCUGGGCUUCAGUAUUGUUGGAGGUCAGGAAGAGGUCAACUGCAAUCAGUCCUUUUUUAUCCGCUCCAUUGUCGAGGGGACGCCAGCUUAUAACGAUGGCAGGAUAAGAUGUGGCGACAUCCUGCUUGAGGUGAAUGGGACGAGUACAUGGGGGAUGACUCAUACAGCGUUGGUGCGCCUCCUGAAAGAGCUUCGGGGCAAAAUUACUUUGACCAUCGUCUCCUGGCCGGGAAGCCUGCUGUAGCAGCGCUUUGACCAAUGUGCACACCCUCAAUGGCAGUAACUAAAGAAUGUGGAUCAUUACACUGGAUGACCACCCUAAGCUGUGUGGGUGGGGCUUAGAGUAGCACUGUACAUAUGGCUAUGUAACUUCUGAUGGACAGCAAAGUCUUUGCCAGAAGUUUGGGGAGGAGCAGAAAGACUGGAUUGUUACCAGACACCAAGUUGUCCUUCCAAGAACACUGAUCUCAAAGGUUCCAGGUCUGAUGUAUCAGUUUGGUCAUUCUCUUGCACAGCAUCCAGAUGAUCAAAAGCAGACAAAACAUGUUGCCAAUUCAGUAGUUACAUAUUAGGUUACGCAUACAGCUGGAUUCACAUUUCUGUGCUGUAAAUGUUUGUGAUGUCUCAAAAAAUGUACUGAUCCAAGCAGUUGUAAUAAGUUUCAUUUGUUAGUUUGUGGUAUGGCCUUUAAAUGUGUUUGUACUGACAGUGGUCACCAUCUUCAUUCCAACGACAAGUUGCCAAGUAGUAUUCUGUAAAGAUGUUUUUUUUCUUUGAUUUCAGAUGCUAUGGCUAAAUUAUCAAACCACUGGCCAGAAAAAAAAUCUAUAUGAAAAAAUAUGUGUUCAUAACGUGUUAAAAAUUUCUUAGGUGACAUUGUGGAGGCCUUACUAAUUUUAUUACUUUUAAGAAAAAAAUUGACUUGGUUUCUGUGUUUCAGUGAAUGGCUGGUCUGGAGCCUGUGGACUGUGAUUCUGUCUGUCCCAGUUUGGCCUGUGUAGUAUAUCUGAUGGUACAUUUGGUAAAAUGAUCAAUAAAGUCAUAUGAAAAA
Messenger RNA from Thalassophryne amazonica, 3604 nucleotides. It is a transcript of the gene lnx1, whose product is annotated as ligand of numb-protein X 1. The transcript is spliced from 12 exons. Gene Ontology annotation, cellular component: cytoplasm. NCBI's taxonomy places the organism in Eukaryota, Metazoa, Chordata, Actinopteri, Batrachoidiformes, Batrachoididae. The record is from RefSeq and is a predicted model, not a curated record. Gene Ontology annotation, molecular function: ubiquitin-protein transferase activity; protein binding. Bases 494 to 2797 code for a protein of 767 amino acids. Gene Ontology annotation, biological process: ubiquitin-dependent protein catabolic process.